GGAAAUGAUGGGCUGUCACUGAAGUUAAGGUUUGGGCCGCUGUCCUCGCCUUUAAAACGUCACAGGUUACAAUCUGUGUUGAACAGAGGACUUUUGUUCCUUAUGUAAGGUAUUAAUUGUAUCUAUUAUUAAUAAUUGUGACUUGCUGAAUAUAUGCGCGUGUCUCUUCUGUGGUAAUUUAAUUACUGCUGCAGGUCAAGGAUCUUAUUUUACUUUGCAUUUUGGGAUGCCAAACAGCCAUGUGAGAACCUUCUAGUUUUCAGCACCGAGUAAACAGAAAUCAUGUAAUUUCCAUACCAAAUUCACUUACCAGUGAAAGUAGUAAGGUUUGUGCAGCCUGCACGGUGUCAGCUCUUCCAUCUCUGUUGGCAGGCCUGGUGCCUGGCCUGCUGAACCUCGGAAACACCUGCUUCAUGAACUCCCUGCUGCAAGGCCUGUCUUCGUGCCCCUCGUUCAUCAGGUGGCUGGAGGAGUUCACAGCACAGUACAAGGCAGAACAGAACCAACCCAGCGAGCAGCAGUACUUGUCGCUCACUCUGUUGCAUCUCCUAAGAGCUUUAUCCUGUCAAGAGGUAACAGAAGAUGAUGUCCUGGAUGCAAGCUGCUUAUUAGAAGUGUUAAGAAUUUACAGGUGGCAGAUCUCGACAUUUGAAGAGCAGGAUGCUCAUGAACUAUUUCAUGUCCUUACCUCUUCAUUGGAAGAUGAACGGGAUCGUCAGCCACGUGUCACACAUUUGUUUGAUGUGCAUUCACUGGAGCAGCCAGAAAUAACCCAAAAGCAAAUAAGCUGCCGAACAAGAGGAUCUCUUCCUCCUAUGUCAAAUCACUGGAAGUCUCAGCAUCCUUUUCAUGGAAGGCUGACCAGCAACAUGGUUUGCAAACACUGUGAACACCAGAGUCCUGUGAGGUAUGAUACAUUUGACAGCCUCUCACUGAGUAUUCCAGCAGCUAUGUGGGGUCAUCCUAUGACACUGGAUCACUGCCUCCAUCACUUCAUCUCCUCUGAAUCUGUGAAGGAUGUUGUGUGUGACAAUUGCACUAAAAUUCAGGCGGAAGGGACUCUGAAUGGACAGAGCAUAGAAAACCAGAAAACAACAUUUGUUAAGCAAUUAAAGCUAGGGAAGCUCCCUCAGUGUUUGUGUAUCCAUCUGCAAAGACUGAGCUGGUCCAACCAAGGGACUCCUCUGAAACGUCACGAACACGUACAGUUCAAUGAGUUCCUAAUCAUGGACAUCUACAAAUACCACAUUCCUGUUCAUAAAUCAACUCAGAACGAUCUGAAUCAGAAAAGCUCCGAAGAGACAAAGCCUGGAACAAGGGAUGGGAUAUCAGUAAAACCUUCAGAUGCAGAACAGACACGUGGUACCAAAUCUCUCCUUAUGAAUGGGGCCUGCUCUUCUUCACUCUUAAUGUCCUCGGGAACUUUUCCACUCACUGCAUUCCCUGAAUGCAGUCCCCCCGUGUACCUGUACCGGCUGAUGGCGGUGGUUGUGCACCAUGGAGACAUGCAUUCUGGACACUUUGUGACUUACCGCCGCUCUCCGCCUUCUUCCAAGAGCCCGCUCUCUGUCAGCAAUCAGUGGUUAUGGAUUUCAGAUGACACUGUUCGCAAAGCUAGUUUGCAGGAGGUCCUUUCCUCUAGUGCUUACCUGCUGUUCUAUGAGCGCGUUCACUCAAGGGUACAGCACCAGAGUUUGGAGUUGAGGCCUGAAGAGUGAUUAGGAGAGAUGGAGGAGGACAAAAACUGACCAAAUUCCUCUGCUGAGAUCCACCUUGCACCUCCUGUCUGUUAUGCAAAUAAUCCACCACAGGCCCUUUAACUUUCCCCUCCCUCCAUGGCAGCAGCUGGCUCUUGCUGGGAGUAGUUUUGUACCAAAAUUAAGCUACCCAAAGUUGGUCAUGCAGUCCAAAGUGUAUUUGUAUUAGAUAAGCAUUUAUUCUGUUCAGUAGUAAUUCUGUCAAUAUCACAGCUCUGAGACAGACAUCUCCAAGCAGACUUUCCAAGGCUGUUUUCCAUAUUCUGAACACACCUAUGUUUUCAAGGGGAGAUGUGGAACCCUAUACACUUCAGUUUCUGAACAAGGGAGCCCCAGGAGCAGUUGUUGGGAAGCUACUGUUGUCAAAGGCAAUGAUUUAAGAAACAAAGUGCCUUGAGCUUAUUUGAAUAGAUUACCAUUGUCUGAGUCCACUGCAUGCCAGCUGUGUUCUGAGAGGUGUCUCAAGAUGAUGGGAUGAAAAGAAUGACAGCAGAUUUCUCCUGAUAUCCCAGCCAGUGAAUAAAACAAGGCCUCCUUACAUAACAUGCAAUGUUAUAAUAACAUACGUGACCAAAAAAUUUCCUUCCCUCCCCACUUCUUAAUAGCUCAGUUCUCUAUAUAUCAUGGAAUUAUUGAUUCAAGCAGCAGUUUCCUUUUUCCAGGAGAAAAGAUCAAAUUCUUUUAUCAAUUAAGAGCUGACACCCUGACUUGUUGCUCUGUAUCUUUCACUACAGGUGACAUGAAAAGAUAGAAGUGUUUGCUAACUGUCAAUACUGUAAUUUUCUUGGUCACUCAAACUGCUGAUUACUAAUGCUUGUAGUAUGGACUACAGCUUUUAAUACCAUUAACUUUAAGGCUACUGUAAUUGGUGUUCUAGAUGUGCCCUUCCUAUUUUAAUGCUAAAAACUGUCAUUUGUCAUCAGCCUUUUGGAUGUUUGUUGUCAGGUUUGCAGCUGAGCAUUAGAGCUUACACUGGUUGUGACUGUGAGCUGAGAUAAACAGCAACCCAAGCGUCCUUGUAAAAUUUGAGCAUACAGAAGUGAAUCUGGACCAAUGGGCACUUGUCUGGUAAGGCAGUCUGCAAAUUCUGGUGUCGCUGCAUUAGACAUGCAGAUUUCCAUAUAAAUAUAAAUUGUACUUUACUGCUCUAGAUUGUCUAAUGUGUUAAAAAUAAUAGUAUCUCAAAGCAUGGAUGGAGAAGGAAAAAUUAAUUUUGACUGCUUUUAAAUUAUCAGGAAUAAAACAUGUAGACUA
Molecule: messenger RNA, 3011 nt
Organism: Meleagris gallopavo (turkey)
Lineage: Eukaryota; Metazoa; Chordata; Aves; Galliformes; Phasianidae
Gene: USP30
Product: ubiquitin specific peptidase 30
Biological process (GO): protein deubiquitination
Cellular component (GO): cytosol; nucleus
Molecular function (GO): cysteine-type deubiquitinase activity
Source: RefSeq, a predicted model, not a curated record